Thyridium curvatum is the source of this 1299-nucleotide messenger RNA. RefSeq lists its product as uncharacterized. Gene Ontology annotation, cellular component: fungal-type vacuole membrane. The transcript is spliced from 2 exons. Gene Ontology annotation, molecular function: transmembrane transporter activity. Gene Ontology annotation, biological process: transmembrane transport. Bases 1 to 1299 code for a protein of 432 amino acids. NCBI's taxonomy places the organism in Eukaryota, Fungi, Ascomycota, Sordariomycetes, Thyridiales, Thyridiaceae. The record is from RefSeq and is a predicted model, not a curated record.
AUGUCAACUUCGAGAGAGCGCGGCAGCACGGCCAACGACAGCAGCAGCACCGACGUCGAGGUCAACCAGGCGCAACUCCCGCAAAUCAGCGAGAAGCAGAUACAGAGUCCUCCAGAUGGCGGCCUGACGUCUUGGCUUGCUGUGCUUGGGGGUGCUUGUAUCUAUUUCAGCACUCUAGGCUACGCCAACUCCUUUGGGGUGUUUCAGCAAUACUAUGAGACUCAUCAACUCGCGGGUGAUACUCCAGAUAAUAUUGCUUGGAUUGGAUCGCUGGCGAACUUUUUGCAGUUUGGAUUUGGAGCCUUCACUGGUGCCUUGUUCGAUCGCCUGGGACCAUGGAUAAUCUACCCCGCCGCAGUGGUCCACGUCUUCACCUUCAUGAUGAUUAGUCUCUGCAAGACAUACUGGCAGUUCAUGCUGGCCCAAGGUGUCCUGCUCGGCAUCACGCAGGGAGCAAUGGUGGUGCCUGCCACCGCUGCCGUGUCACAACACUUUGCCAAGAAGCGAGGUCUGGCGAUGGGCCUCACCGUGGCCGGCUCCUCGGUCGGGGGCAUCGUCUUACCGAUCAGUCUGUCAAAGAUGCUCAACGGCUCGACGCUGGGCUUUGGCUGGUCCGUCCGAGUCAUCGGUUUCAUCCUCGUCGUGCCUAUGGGCAUCGCAUGCCUGACCGUUCGGUCCCACCAAGUAUCCCAGAAGCUCCCUUUUCAUCCCCGAGAAGUCAUCAAAAACAAGAGCUAUCUCAUACUCACGGGCUCGUUGUUUAUCGUCCUCCUGGGCAUGUACACGCCUCUCUACUACCUGCCGUCCUACGCCGUCGCGCACGGCAUGGAUCCCACUCUGUCUUCCUACCUUCUGGCCGUCUUCAACGCCGCGUCCACCAUUGGCCGUAUAAUCCCGGGCAUCGCGGCAGAUAAGAUAGGCCACUUCAACGUCUACGCCUCUGCAGGCGUGGCCACGGGCAUCGUCACGCUCUGUUGGAGCAAGGCUACCAGCAGUGCCGGCAUCAUUGUCUGUACUGCUUUUAUCGGCUUCACGUCCGGGACUAUCUUGUCUGCUGUCGCCUCCACCUUUCCGCUUUGCCUCAAGGACCCGCGGCAGACCGGCAUCUACAUGGGUAUUGGCUUGGCUUUCGCCUCGCUGGCGUCGCUGAUUGGCCCUCCCAUCAGUGGUGUGCUGCUUCGCGAGUAUGGUGGAUUCGGUCCGCUGACGUACUUCAGUGGUGUGGCGUGUCUGGUUGGAGGUGUCGUGGGUGCGUUGUGCAAGUUGACUUUUCCUCAGGGCCUGCUCGGGAAACUAUGA